Aspergillus eucalypticola CBS 122712 is the source of this 487-nucleotide messenger RNA. RefSeq lists its product as uncharacterized. The record is from RefSeq and is a predicted model, not a curated record. NCBI's taxonomy places the organism in Eukaryota, Fungi, Ascomycota, Eurotiomycetes, Eurotiales, Aspergillaceae. The transcript has a single exon. The coding region runs from base 177 to 425 and encodes 82 amino acids.
UUCUAUCUAUUCCCAUCUAUCCGGCUUCUAUGCUCAAUUGAGCCAUUGGAGGAUGAUCUUCUCGGGAGAGCAACCGUUAUUUAGUUGCGAGAUUGUUGUGCCAAUCUAUUGAUUGCAGCAAGCUUUCCUCUCCAAUUGAGCGAUCUGUUUCAGAACCGUGCCAGCAUGCAUACCAAAUGGGCUCAAAGAAUAUGUGCAAGAAGUCCAUAGAUGGAGUUCCUAAGAUAGCUGUUGCUAGUUGGAGAGGGUGUAAUGGGCAGUACUAUCUGCUCGAAGCUACUAAUGUCAACCCACUAAAGAAGACAGCUGAUGGCCUUAUAUACCAGGCAGGUCUCUCAUCCGCCGUCUUGGGAGAUUGGGUCUCAGGCAAUCUGGAGGGUCAUCGGACGAUUCCCGUUACGACUGGACUGAUCUCCUUGAAUUGAAGCUCUCCAGCGUAGGAUUUCAGCUUGACCACAACCAUGUUGCGUGGCAGAAGUCUUUAGAA